Molecule: messenger RNA, 567 nt
Organism: Ilex paraguariensis (yerba mate)
Lineage: Eukaryota; Viridiplantae; Streptophyta; Magnoliopsida; Aquifoliales; Aquifoliaceae
Source: the annotation of a GenBank genome assembly
AGGUAUAGGGAUGAGUACAGAGACAGGGAUUACAGGAGGAGAAGUCGCAGUAGAAGCGGGGGAAGAUAUGACCGUGACAAACGCCGAGGAAAAGAAAGGGAUCGUUAUCGAAGCAGGAGCCGCAGUGUAAGUCCUGAUUAUCGUAAAGAACGUGGGAGAGGCAGACAUGACGAUGAUAGGCAGAGUCGGAGUCGGUCGUAUGGAAGUGCAUCUCCUGCUCGGCGCAGCCCCAGUCCNAUUCUUUCCAAUUAUGAAUAUCUGAUAAUCAUAAGCAAUGGUGGUUGCUGGUUUGAAGAUGGAGAGGGUGCAGAGAAGAUUGAUGUAGAUGAGGAAGGCAUGGGUUUUAGUCAGUGGGCUCUUCGUAAUGUGGUGGUUGAGGAUAGCAAUGGUGGUUGCUGGUUUGAAGAUGGAGAGGGUGCAGAGAAGAUUGAUGUAGAUGAGGAAGGCAUGGGUUUUAGUCAGGUCAGGUGGGAACUGGUCUGUCUGAACAUCUCAGAUGUGUAUCGAGAGGUUUGGGCAAGGAUGAAGUCUAAGAGGGUGCCAAUGACUUCAUUUUGUGUGGUCUGA